GAGGGCACAGGAGUGGGAAUGUGGCAAGGAGGGAACCAGGAAGCAGUUAUCGAGGGGACAGGUGGAGAAUUGGGACCCGGGAGCUGGGGUCUGGAAGAUGCAGGAGGCCUCUUGGCCAGGGCCUCUUUGCCCAUUAUGUUUCCAUGGCCACUGCCCUUAGGCUCCUCAGCUCUCACUGUGCUCCUUGGAGCUCUCACUUCUCUGUUCCUUUGGUACUGCUACCGCCUGGGCUCCCAAGACAUGCAGGCCCUGGGGGUUGGAAGCCGAGCUGGGGGUGUUAGUGGUAUGCCUGAUGUAUGCUCUCAGACUGGCCCAAGGGGCUCUGGGGAUCCUGGAGAAGGACCCAGGGCAGAAGGUAUAGUGAGCCGGCGGCUUCGGGCCUAUGCCAGGCGGUACUCCUGGGCUGGGAUGGGCAGAGUGAGGCGGGCAGCCCAGGGAGGCUCUGGCCUCGCAGGAGGGGCAGGGGUCCUAGGCAUUCAGCGCCCAGGCCUACUUUUCCUACCAGACCUGCCUUCAGCCCCCUUUGUGCCACGUGACGCCCAGAGACAUGACGUGGAGCUCCUACAGAGCAGCUUCCCCGCCAUUUUAAGAGACUUCUGGGCCGUAAGCUGGGACUUCUCAGGGACUACCCCUCUGCCUCGGGGCUGGUCCCCACCCCUGGCCCCUGGGUGCUACCAGCUCCUGCUAUACCAAGCAGGCCGGUGCCAACCAAGCAACUGCAGGCGGUGCCCAGGAGCCUACCGAGCACUGAGGGGGCUGCGGAGCUUCAUGAGUGCCAACACCUUCGGCAAUGCUGGCUUUUCUGUUCUGCUGCCUGGGGCGCGGCUGGAGGGCCGCUGUGGACCCACCAAUGCUCGGGUUAGAUGCCAUCUGGGCCUGAAGAUCCCCCCUGGCUGCGAGCUGGUUGUUGGCGGGGAGCCCCAGUGCUGGGCUGAAGGGCACUGCCUCCUGGUGGACGACUCCUUCCUGCACACAGUGGCUCAUAAUGGAUCCCCUGAAGAUGGGCCUCGAGUGGUCUUCAUUGUGGACCUCUGGCACCCCAACGUGGCUGGGGCUGAACGCCAAGCUCUUGACUUUGUCUUCGCACCAGACCCUUGAAAGAAGUUGCUCCCUUCUGGCACCUGAGCUGGAGUGAUGCUGCACUCAAGGACAGCUUGAGUGGUGGGCAGGACUCCUGUCCACUGUGAGGGGCAGGAGGGUGUGACUUGCUCAGCCAGCACUGAAAUACAAAUUCUGAAUCCUCUCCUAAGUCCUGACUCCUUCCUUCCCAGUUACCACUCCCAGGCUAGGGUUUAGGGCUGGGGCUCAUGCUUCUAUCCCAAUUACAGCCAGGUAUCCCCUUA
Molecule: messenger RNA, 1343 nt
Organism: Acomys russatus (golden spiny mouse)
Lineage: Eukaryota; Metazoa; Chordata; Mammalia; Rodentia; Muridae
Gene: Asphd1
Product: aspartate beta-hydroxylase domain containing 1
Exons: 3
Coding region: 19-1098 (359 amino acids)
Source: RefSeq, a predicted model, not a curated record